AUGGAUGAUCCUAAUAGAGGAAAGGUCAAACAGCAAGGAGAAGAAAUCAGAUACAGAGGCGUUAGGAGGAGGCCGUGGGGAAAGUUUGCAGCGGAGAUACGUGACUCGACAAGGCAUGGAGCAAGGUUAUGGCUCGGGACUUUUAACACAGCAGAAGAGGCUGCAAGGGCUUAUGAUAGAGCGGCAUAUUCAAUGAGGGGUCCCUUAGCAAUCCUCAACUUCCCCGGUGAAUAUCCUGAAACUAAGGUUGAUUCUGAUAUCACUUUCUCAUCAUCAUCUUCUUCCUCUUCUUCAAUGUCACAGAAUGCCGAAAGAAGUGGGACUGAACGAAGCAAAGAAGUCUUUGAGAUUGAGUACUUGGAUGACAAGUUACUUGAGGAUCUUCUUGAUUUUGAGAAAGCAAAUACCAAGAAAUCAGAGUGA
Dovyalis caffra is the source of this 423-nucleotide messenger RNA. NCBI's taxonomy places the organism in Eukaryota, Viridiplantae, Streptophyta, Magnoliopsida, Malpighiales, Salicaceae. The record is from the annotation of a GenBank genome assembly.